UUGGGAAUGCUGUGAUUUCUUCUUCUGUGUGGCUCAUAUCACUGAAACUUUGGAUGCCAUUUUCAAAGAAGAAUGGAGGGCAAGAUGAAGCUUGCAAUGGUAGAAGAUGCUGUGGAGUACCAUCUGUUCCUGAUACCAGAUAAAGCAAGAGACACAGAAGAACACAGAGAGAUUCUUCAGAAGUACAUUGAAAGAAUAAUGACCCAAUUUGCACCUGUACUGGUUCCUUAUAUCUGGCAGAAUCAGCCCUUCAAUCUCAAAUAUAAACCUGCCAAAGGAGGUGUUCCUGCUCAUAUGUAUGGCGUGACAAAGUUUGGAGAUAACAUUGAGGAUGAAUGGUUUAUUGUUUAUAUAAUAAAGCAGAUUACAAAGGCAUUUCCAGAGUUGGUGGCAAGGAUUGAAGACAAUGAUGGUGAGUUCUUGUUAAUAGAAGCAGCUGACUUUCUCCCUAAGUGGUUGAAUCCUGAUAAUAGUGCCAACAGGGUGUUCUUCCAUCAAGGGGAGCUGUGCAUCAUCCCUGUGCCAAGGAAAUCUGAAAGGAUAUCCUGGUUACCCACGGCACCCCCAACCACCCAGCAAGCUUUGAGUAUAAUCUCAGCACACCCAGGGGCUGUUUUAGCUUCAGAAUCUAUACGCGCUGCUGUGGACAGGCGCAUCCACGGGUACCCAGAAAAAACUGAAGCCUCUCUUCAUCGAGCCCACUGCUUUCUUCCAGCCGGCAUCGUGGCUGUACUCAAACAACGACCCAGACUGGUGUCCGCAGCAGUCCAGGCCUUCUACCUGCGGGACCCCAUUGACCUGCGAGCCUGUCGAAUUUUCAAGACAUUUUUGCCUGAAACACGAAUAAUGGCAUCUGUCACUUUCACUAAAUGUCUGUACGCACAGCUAGUGCAGCAGAGGUUUGUGCCAGAUCGACGAAGUGGAUACGGGCUCCCACCUCCAUCACAUCCCCAGUACCGAGCCUACGAACUGGGCAUGAAGUUGGCUCAUGGAUUUGAGAUUUUGUGCUCCAAAUGUAGCCCACAUUUUUCUGACUCCAAGAAAUCCGUUGUGACUGCUUCACCACACUGGGCCAGCUUCCUUGAAAGUCUGAAAAGGAAUGAUUACUUUAAGGGACUGAUGGAAGGCUCUGCUCAGUACCAGGAAAGACUAGAAAUGGCGAAGAACUAUUUCCAGCUCUCCGUACACCGGCCAGAAAGUUCACUCGCUAUGAGCCCAGGUGAAGAAAUCUUAACCGUGUUACAGACACUUGAUGUGGAAACACUCAAGAAAGAGGCAGCUGAUCUUCCUCCUGAGGAUGAUGACCAGUGGUUAGACCUCUCACCAGACCAACUGGACCAGCUGCUGCAAGACACUGCGGGCAGAAAACAGUCUCAGCCCAGUCCCCAGCAGGAGGAGGAGAGCUAUGAUGUAGUGCAGGUCUCAGACAGCAUGAAGGCCUUCCUCUCCAAAGUGUCAACCCACAAGGGGGCAGAGCUGCCCAGAGACUCUUCGGAAGCUCCAAUCACUUUUGACGCAGAUUCUUUUCUGAAUUAUUUUGAUAAGAUUUUAGGGACAAAGCCUCAAGAGUCAGACUCGGAUGAUCUAGACGAAGAUGACUUCGAAUGUUUAGACAGUGAUGAUGACUUGGGCUUUGAGUCUCAGGAGCCUGAAUCUCUAAAAGGAGCUCUUGGGAGUCUGAAGUCCUACAUGGCCCAGAUGGACCAGGAGCUGGCGCACACCAGCAUGGGCAAAAGCUUCAGUACCCGAAAGCAAGCGAAUAAGGAACCUCCAUCCCAGACCAGAAAUAAGAAUUCAGAUGAAGAUUCUGGUGCAGGAGAUUGCGUAGUAGAAGCCGUGGAUGUAGACCUGAACCUGGUUUCAAAUAUACUGGAAUCCUACAGCUCCCAGGCUGGGCUGGCGGGGCCUGCUUCCAACCUGCUCCAUAGCAUGGGGGUGCGGCUGCCUGACAAUGCCGAUCACAACCCCCAAGCGAGCCAGUGAAGGCACAGCCCUGCGCAUCAGCUGCCGUUCUCCCUGAAUAA
Messenger RNA from Acomys russatus (golden spiny mouse), 2024 nucleotides. It is a transcript of the gene Ecd, whose product is annotated as ecdysoneless cell cycle regulator. The record is from RefSeq and is a predicted model, not a curated record. NCBI's taxonomy places the organism in Eukaryota, Metazoa, Chordata, Mammalia, Rodentia, Muridae. The transcript is spliced from 13 exons. Gene Ontology annotation, cellular component: nucleus. The coding region runs from base 73 to 1983 and encodes 636 amino acids.